This is a messenger RNA of Conger conger (European conger), 1571 nucleotides long. RefSeq names its product stomatin (EPB72)-like 3b (gene stoml3b). The transcript has 7 exons. Lineage: Eukaryota; Metazoa; Chordata; Actinopteri; Anguilliformes; Congridae. The coding region runs from base 34 to 882 and encodes 282 amino acids. Gene Ontology annotation, cellular component: plasma membrane. The record is from RefSeq and is a predicted model, not a curated record.
GAUACACCCUAACCAGCAGCUGAAACCAUCUGCAUGGAGAUGGAGAACCAAAACAAAAGACGUGACCAGAGCAACGAGGAAUUAAUAGCUGACCGCACUGGAGAGCUUGGCUGCUGUGGCUGGGUCUUGGUCAUCAUCUCAUUCUUUUUUGCAUUAGUGACAUUUCCAGUUUCCGUAUUCAUGUGUGUGAAGAUUGUUCAGGAGUAUGAGCGCGCAGUCAUAUUCAGACUGGGCCGCAUUACGGACAAGAAGGCGAAGGGUCCAGGCAUCUUCUUUAUACUGCCCUGCACUGACACCUUCGUCAAGGUGGACAUGAGAACUGUGUCAUUCGACAUCCCUCCCCAAGAGAUCCUGACCAAAGACUCAGUGACUGUCUCUGUGGAUGGUGUUGUGUACUUCCGGGUUAGCUGUCCCAUCUCCUCGGUGGCCAACGUGUCCAACGCGGACCUCUCCAGCCGACUGCUGGCACAGACCACCCUGAGGAAUGUUCUGGGCACCAAGAACCUGGCAGAGCUACUGUCAGACCGGGAGGGAAUCUCACACAGCAUGCAGACGUCCCUGGACGACGCAACUGACCCCUGGGGCAUCAAAGUGGAGCGGGUGGAGAUCAAGGACGUCAAGCUGCCUCACCAGCUCCAGAGGGCCAUGGCAGCCGAGGCGGAGGCCUCUCGCGAGGCCAGAGCCAAGGUGAUAGCGGCCGAGGGCGAGAUGAACGCGUCCCGGGCGCUGAAGGAGGCGUCACUGGUGAUCGCAGAGUCCCCCUCCGCCCUACAGCUGCGCUACCUACAGACCCUCAACACCAUCGCCGCAGAGAAAAACUCCACCAUCAUCUUCCCUCUGCCCAUGGACGUCAUAUCCCACUUCAUGUACGAGAAGAAGUGAGAGGCUAUGCCCCCUCCGGCAAUGCCCUGGCCCCUUCUGCGCAAACCCUCCUAAACAUCGUCAUAACCACACCGUGGCAGAUUAUCAACCUGGAGUUACUCAGUCCCCAUGUUCAAGCAGGAUUUCUGUGGCGGCCAUGAUGUUUACAUUCAAAUCCAGCUCCUGUCAACCUCAACUUAUUUCAGAUAAUUUAAAUUGAUUCAUCUUCAUUGGCAUACAAACUUUUGACCUGCUGCAUGAACAUAACUGGGCAUCCCAAAUUGGGGAGAAACUAACAUGACUUAUGAAUGGAAUAAAAACAAAGAGAUUAAUUCUUAUUAACUUCAAUCCUUAAUUAAAAUAAUUUAUAUUAAGAUAUUUAUAUGGUACAUUUAGAUUGAUAAACAUCAUGUGUCAUUGCUUGUUGUGCAGUACUUCAUUUUAGAUGCUGGCCUGGAGUUAGCUGACUGAAGCAUUGUCUCAUUUCUUCCUCAAAUACAAUUAUAUCAAGCUGUGGUUCCCUGUUUUCUUAGUUUAAUGAAAAUCUUGUAAAUGUGAGCACUUUUAUGUAUAUUAAUGCUUAUUUGUUGAUCAUAUGAAUUAUAUUUGAAAAAAUUUAAUAUAUUGCUCCAAUAUUUUGUAAAAUGUAUAUUGUGAUACAUGCCAAUACUAAUAUAAACAAGACUGAAAUACAUACUUGUGACCUCUCA